AGAUAACCCUUCAAUCGUGUUUUCCAAUUUAGCACGUCUCUCGGUCUCUCUCUCUCUCUCUCCCUCGCCGCUUAUUAAGCGGUGCAGUAACCGAAGCCCAGACCUCUCCACACCCCUUUCAGUCAAUCCUCUUCUGCAACCACAGCCCAGACCUCAAACACCGACGAUUUCACACACAUUUUAUGCAUGGGAAUCGAGGGAAAAAGCGGUUGCAGCAAAAUCAAGAGGAGGAAGUUGGCCAUCAACUGGAAGCAGCUCUUACCUUCGUCAUCCGGUGACGACGAUCGUCCAACGGAACUUCUUGUGACAUCGAAGAGGAAAUCAAAAUGCGGCCGCAGUGAAGGUGACGCGCAAGAGAAUCAUAAGGAAGACUUGGAACUCCAGACGAAAUCAUACGAUGAAAUUACCGAGUAUAUUGCGAGAUCUAAAAGAUUCUUGGUAACACUAAGUGAUAAGUUGCCUGAUAGGGGCGAAAAGCUCAAGGCAACUCUCCAGAGAUACGAAGAUGAACUCGAACGAAGAAAUAAACUCGAACUGGAGAAGGUGCUUCCGGAGGCAAAAGGAAAGGUGACCAGAAAUCUUCAUCAUCAGCAAUGUUUGCCAAAUUUCUUAACAGAAUGUUAGCUUCUUGAGGUUCAGGUGCAUGCAAAUAACCAGAUGGGGUAGUUGUUAUAUAUGGACCUUUUUGUAGAUCACAAGAAGUAGAUGAUGAUGAAGUGAAGCUAUGUAGAUGAUCAAUCUACCUUUUGAAACUUUGUUUUUGUAAUUAUGUAUGCUUCACUAUGGUUGUGUGAUACUAGUUGUAACUCCCCAAGCUGGUUGAUAUUUGGAAAAUGUUU
Molecule: messenger RNA, 839 nt
Organism: Lactuca virosa
Lineage: Eukaryota; Viridiplantae; Streptophyta; Magnoliopsida; Asterales; Asteraceae
Source: the annotation of a GenBank genome assembly